GGUGCUGCUCCAGGCGGGUACUGCAGCCCCCUGCCCGGGGCGGGGACCCGGCAGGGCCACAGUGGAAAGGGUUGGGGUGUCACAUCGGCUGCCGGCCCGAUGCAGGACUCCCCUGCUGCUGCACUGCUCCCCAUCCUGCCUGACCCUGCUGCCGCCCCAGGACUGAGGGCUCUGCCCUCGCUGGUCCUCCUGGCUGCAUCCCAGCUCCGGCAGCUCCCCUUCUCCGGGGGUACGGCUGGCCUCCCUCCCUGGGACAGAGCUGCCCUUCCCCUUCCCCUACUGCUGCCCUUCCCUUCCCAGAUGCUGGGUCUGGUGGGGCUGGUGCUGUGCCUCACUCCUGCGGACGCCCUGACUGCCUUCCCCCCAAAGUUUCAGGUGGGGAAACUGAAUGGGGACGUGGUGGUGAAAUGCAACACCUCGGAGCAGCGAGUGACCUGGACACAGAAUGGGGAGCCGGAGCCCAUGGCCGAAUUUGUGGCCAAGGGACAGACUCUCACCAUCCUCGGCUUGGACCUGCCGGCUGCCGGCAACUACAGCUGCUGGGCUGGCACCGUCCUGCUGGACACCACCUACGUGGUGGUCAGCGGCACCCGCGAGGAGGGGAUGAAUGUCUCCUGCCAGGCUGAGUCCUAUCACGGCUCCUUCCGCUGCUCCUGGAAUGGCCCCCGCUCCGCCGUCUUCCGUGCCCGCCUCACACGCAGCGAUGGCUCCUUGGGGAAGUGGGUGCUGGCAGCCGGCCACCACGGCUGGUUCAGCGCCAGCUUCGCAGACCCCUCCUUCUGUCCCUUCGCCGAGGAGCUGCACCCACUGCAGCUACAGCUGGAGGGGCUCUCAGACACCUCCUAUCUCAACUUCUCCAUCCACUUCUUCAUCCGUGACAUCGUGCGGCCCAACCCGCCACAGAAUCUGACCGUGCAGCAGUGGGGGGAGCAGUUCCACCUGUCCUGGGCCCCCCCAGCCUCCUGGCCGCUCCCCAAGUCCUACUUCGCCCUGCUCUACCGGCUGCAGUACGAGCUCCCCAACGGUACCCAGGUUCACAGGUACGUGGAGGGUGUGGAGGAGCUGCAGCUGCAGGACCGCAUGCGGCGGGUGCGCAUCAGCUGCCAGGACCCCUACGCCAACCACGCCUGGAGCCCCUGGAGCGCCUGGAAGGAUGUCGAUGCAGCCCAGCAGCACCGGCUCCAAGCACGCUGACUCCACGCAUGGACACCCCCUUCCCCCUUGCACCC
Harpia harpyja (harpy eagle) is the source of this 1229-nucleotide messenger RNA. Its product is annotated as interleukin-12 subunit beta-like. The record is from RefSeq and is a predicted model, not a curated record. Lineage: Eukaryota; Metazoa; Chordata; Aves; Accipitriformes; Accipitridae. The transcript has 6 exons. Bases 100 to 1194 code for a protein of 364 amino acids. Gene Ontology annotation, molecular function: protein binding.